AUGGGAAGCGGUGUAGCUCUCUUUACCCUUUCCCUUCUCCUCGCGACGCAUCAGGUGCAUUCUGCAAUCGGCGUGAACUGGGGAACGGUGUCGUUUCACAAGCUGAGACCUUCCACGGUGGUGGAUCUCCUCAAGGCAAACAAGAUAACCAAAGUAAAGCUCUUCGAUGCCAAUCCAGAUGCGCUUCGAGCUCUAAUGGGUACCGGAAUCCAAGUCAUGAUCGGCAUUCCCAACGAGAUGCUCUCCACUUUCAGUUCUGAUCUCUUUGUCCAGCAGAAUCUCUCUCGCUUCAUGGGCAAAGGCGGUGCUGACAUCAGGUACGUUGCCGUAGGGAAUGAGCCGUUUCUUACGGGUUACAAUGGCGAGUUUCAGAACUAUGUUGUCCCAGCUAUGCUUAACCUACAACAAUCCUUGGUGAAAGCGAAUCUAGCUAGCUAUGUGAAGCUGGUGGUUCCUUGCAACGCAGAUGCGUACGAGUCUAAUGUUCCUUCCCAAGGGAUCUUCAGGCCCGAGCUCACACAGAUCAUGACUCAGCUGGUUUCAUUUCUCAACUCCAACGGCUCCCCUUUCGUUGUCAAUAUCUAUCCUUUCCUUAGUCUCUAUGAGAACUCAGAUUUCCCGCAAGACUAUGCGUUUUUCGAAGGGAGUAGUCAUCCCGUUCUCGAUGGGCCUAACGCCUACUAUAAUGCGUUCGAUGGGAACUUCGACACUCUUGUUGCUGCUCUCACCAAGCUUGGAUAUGGUCAGAUGCCCAUCGUUAUCGGCGAGAUUGGCUGGCCUACGGAUGGAGCACUCGGCGCUAACCUCACUGCAGCGCGGGUUUUCAAUCAAGGGCUCAUUAACCAUCUGCUGAGCAACAAAGGAACACCGCUCAGGCCUGGCUCUCCUCCUGAGGAUGUCUAUCUUUUCGGUUUGCUUGACGAAGGAGCCAAGAGCACACUGCCUGGUAACUUCGAGAGGCACUGGGGGAUCUUCUCUUUCGAUGGACAGGCCAAGUAUCGUCUCAACUUGGGAGUAGGAAACAGAGGACUCAAGAACGCCGAGAAUGUGGAGUACCUUCCUUCAAGGUGGUGUGUGGCUCACCCGUCAAGGGACAUGGCACAAGUUGCAGACCACUUGAGGGUUGCUUGCAGUGAAGCAGAUUGCACGACGCUCGACGAAGGUGGCUCGUGCAGCCAGCUUGGCGAGAAGGAUAACAUCUCGUACGCUUUCAACAGUUACUAUCAGCUGAAGUUGCAAAAUGAAAAGAGCUGCGACUUUGACGGGCUUGGCAUGGUCACUUUCCUUGAUCCUUCAGUUGGAGAUUGUAGGUUUCUUGUGGGCGUUACAGAUAAAGACUCAUCGUCAGGUGCUGAGCUAAUGGCAAGGUGGGAUGUCUACAACAUUUGCAUUGGAGUUGUGGUAUGGGCUCUCUUAAUGUAA
Messenger RNA from Thlaspi arvense, 1422 nucleotides. NCBI's taxonomy places the organism in Eukaryota, Viridiplantae, Streptophyta, Magnoliopsida, Brassicales, Brassicaceae. The record is from the annotation of a GenBank genome assembly.